This is a messenger RNA of Macrobrachium nipponense, 6694 nucleotides long. RefSeq lists its product as uncharacterized. Gene Ontology annotation, biological process: lipoprotein metabolic process; lipid transport. The record is from RefSeq and is a predicted model, not a curated record. Gene Ontology annotation, molecular function: lipid binding; catalytic activity. The transcript has 4 exons. Gene Ontology annotation, cellular component: extracellular region. NCBI's taxonomy places the organism in Eukaryota, Metazoa, Arthropoda, Malacostraca, Decapoda, Palaemonidae. Bases 459 to 2096 code for a protein of 545 amino acids.
AGACGAGUCCGUGCAUGGGGCGUUUAUAGGGUUUACGCAAGUCAAGUAAGGAAUGAAGUCGUAGAUAGUGCCUUUAGCGAACAGGAUGCUUCGGGAAAGGGGGGAUAUAUUUGUGUUACAUGUCGUGUUCGCGAUUUAAUCUUACAGUAGUUUUCUUGCUUUUUUCAACGACCCUUGUGGAGUUCAAUGUGCAAUGUUGCGAACAUAGAUAGAGCUGUGAUGAAAACUAAAGUCGUUUAGUGAUAAAUAAUCACAGGAAAAGAGAAACAUUAUUGGUAGAAAAUGAUACGUGUCUUACUUUACAGACCGCAACAGGAACAAGAGUCCUUACUGGCAUAAGGCCAGCCCAGUCAAGAACAACACCAGUAUAGGUUGACACCUGACAGAGUCGUCCGGUGUGUAUUCACAAGGAACACGCGUUUACGACGUAGGUCACCGAGUGGAAGGAUUGAUUAAAGAUGGAUAAUUGUUUAGAGCUGGUUGUUCAGUACUCAGAGGAGAGGGAGAAUAAAUAUAAGGAGUUUCUGGAAAAACUUAAGGAAUGGAAAUUAAUCAGGUCCAAGACUAUUCAAGGCUUACUUGAUCUCAUCAGUUACAUUGACAGCUUUCACAAAGGUGCCAAUGUUGCCAAUAUUGUUGGUUCUGGAGCAGGCGUUGUAGGAGCAGGUGCAGUCCUUUUGGCCCCAUUCACCGGAGGCCUGUCUUUGGCUGUUGGAGGCAUUGUCGCAAGUGCUGUGGGUGCCACUACAAGUAUUGUUGCUUCCUUCAAAGAUAACAGUGUUGCAAGGGAAAACUGCAAGAAAGCUCAGGAACUUAUAGAUAAAGAUGCAAAAGCAACUGAGGCUCUGACUGACCUAGUGAAGCAAUAUUUUGAGCUAACACAGAAGCUAAAUGACUGUCUAAAAGGUGCCCACGGAAAAGUAAAAUUUAAGUCCCUGCCACCAAUUGUGGCUGGCAGUCAGGCCGCUUCAAAAUACCUAUUAGGUACCCAAUUGGUUGCUUCUGCUUCUGCAUUUGGCAAAGGAGCCAGUAAAGCAGGAGCUAGAGCAAUUCCUGUUAUUAGUGCAGUUUGUAUAGCCAUCGAUGUAUGGUCUAUUGUCACCACCACGGUGGAUAUGGUGGAAGGAUCAAAAAGUGCAGCAGGAAAGGAAUUGUACAAGGUAGUUGAGCAGCUGCGGAAGCAGAAACAAGAGGUGGGUGAAAAUAUUGUUGAAGUAAUCAGAAUACAGUCUCAGAAUGAAGCUUGUGAAGAAGAAAUACAACAAGAAAAAGAAAAGCAAAAACCUAAGCGAAGAAAACGAACAAAGGAAACAGCUGGUAAAGAAAAAGUCGCUUCAAUACAAAUGGUCAAGAAUCUGGAGGAUUUGGAUUUGGAAUUAGAAGAAGAUUCUGAAUCUGAUGAAGAAGGAAAAAGUAUAACCUUUUGCCUAAUGAAUGCCAGAUCAGUAUUUAAUAAAUGGAGUGAAAUAACAUGUUAUGUGCUUGAGAGAGAUAUUGAUGUUUUGGCAGUAACAGAAACUUGGGACCGUAAAGAACCAUGGGUAACAGCCGUACCAGGGUACCAGCAAUUCUUUUAUUCCCCUCGUGAAGAUAGAAGAGGUGGAGGAGUUGGAGCUCUUGUUAAGGUAGACAUCAGAGUACAGGAUAUCAAACUUGACUUUGAGUCCUUUGAGUGUAUGAAGUGUACCUUAACUGUGCUAUUUAAAGAUGGAUCUAGUGAUACGAUACAUGCUUACAUACUUUACAGAUCACCAGAUUCAAAUUUUGACACUUUUCUUGAUGAAUUUCAAGACCUGGUAGCGCUCUCUGCUUUAGAAAGCAAAGUCAUAAUUAUGGGUGACUUUAAUAUCCACUGGGAAAACUUCAUUCUUACCAAGUCUGUUGAGAUGAGGCACUUGUUAAGGGAUCAUGGCCUUCACCAACACGUAACUGAAGAAACACACGAAGACAAUGGAACCCUGGACUGGGUAGUUACUCGAAACAUGGAACGUUACCUUAUAGAAAAUCUCAGGGUUGAUAAGCAAAUUAAGAGGUUCAUUAACCUUGAUCAUUAUCCAAUUACUUUCACUGUUACACUGAAAAAACCUCCAGUAUAAAAUUGACCUUGACCGUAUUAGCACAAACCUUAUGCAUUUUAACAUCACUAUCCAGUAAGCAACUAAACUUUCAAAAACAUUUAUUGGGUUAGUUAUAAAUCAAAUACGUCAAGUUAGUCCUGUUUACAGUAAAUACUCCCUUUCCCAUUUUUUUUCUUUCAGUUCUGGAAUGCAUCCUGAAACAUUUUUUUUUUUUUUUUAUAUUUGCUAUCAGCACCUUCCAGGAUGGAUUUCCCCAUUGAGAACAAGAAAUCUGCAGGAGCCAAGUCUGCAGAGUAAUGUAACUUGGAAAUCAGUUAUUGAAGACUUUGCCAAAAAUCACGAAUAAGAAGUAAUAUUAGAGCAGGUGCUCUAUCAUGGUGCUGAUUGCGGGUCUUAUUUCUAUGUCUCAGUCCUCUAUCAGAUACAUCAAGACCUCCAAAUACUAUAAGUCCUUAUUGACUGUCUGCCUUUGUGGCACAAAUCAUCUGAUGGAAAAACAAAGUCAGUAUCACCUUCACAUCUGAGUGACUGACUUGAUUUUAUAGCACACCAACGAUGCCUAACCCACUGUGAUGACUGCUUGAUUUCUUUCCAACAUCACAGCCACACCCUAACUUAUUCGUUCGGUCUAGAAAUUUUCAUCAGCAUUCCACCCUGAGGGGUCACCAGCUGUAGAUAACGUUAGAGAAUUCACAAUAGACUUGCACAUCAUCCCACAAAAAGCAUUCCAGAUGAUUUCCACAACUAGAAAAAGCAUUGUAUGUGUGCAUUCACUAUGAAAAGGACUAUUCACAAGGAGACAAGUAUGAUUAAGAGGUAACUAAAACAAAUUUAUUUUAUCAAAACAUAGGUUUCUAUUUGGAACAACUCUUAUAUACAGUACCACCCUGCCAAGUGAUUCCAUUGAGUAAACUUGAAGUUAUGAACUGACUGGUGAACACUGGAAAAGAUGAUAUAUGGAGGAAAUAUAGUUGCCAAAUCACAAAUUUCGUCAGUACACUUUGUAUUUAUAAAACCUAUCUAAUGAGAGCCGAAAUGAAGAGAUAAAGAAGAGACUUAACUUGAUCGUGAUAUCCACUACACAAUUAUUGCCAACGUUUUCAUAUAACUUGCUGAUAACUGCACAUCCUUUUGUAUCAUGGUGCUGACAGAAAUUAACAACAUGGUAUAUCAGCGGGGUGGUAAAUAUACAAAGUUCUUCUGAAUUUUUCAUGACGAUUAAUAAACAUAUGCUCUAGUCUGCAAAAACCUUUCUCAUAAUAAUUACUUUAUCAAGUGACACUCUCAGUUCAUCUUUGGCCUACCUCAUUGUAAUCAAAUUCACAAUAGCAUGUAACUCAUCAGAAUUUCAGUAAUAAUAAAAUGUUGUGUCUUGUCAUAACUAAAGAAAUGUGGUGUUAUUGCUGGCCAGGCAGAAGUUCUAUGUAUUUCCAGAGGCUCAUUAGUACUAGUCGUACAUCUUCAGACAAUCCUCCAAACAAAGUCACAGCUCUAAAGUAAACUACCUGCAGCUAAGAGGGUAGAUUUGCCACCUAGAUUCUACCAGUUUCCAGCAAUUUUUAUCAGGCUAAUGCUUGGGGGACAAAGUAAGGAACCUCAGCCUUCCAAAGAGCCACAAGGUUGCCCCAAUAGAGGACACAAAACGCUGCCGAAACCACCAAGGAUUAUGCACUCUAACGCUCACUGAAUGGCCUUCGAAAUGUCCACACCAUCACCAUUUAGCACGCUAGAGAACUGUAAGAUGCACAUCCCACUGAUAACUUUUUUAUGAAAAGGUGUGACAAAACUCUUCCGAUGAUGUCUGGAUCCUUCCUACGCAUCAGUUUCCAAAAACGAAGUUGUAGGUCAGACCCACUCCUGACAGCAUUCGACCAUCAAGGGCUAUACAAGCAGCUACGAUGAUGUCUUCUGCUAGGACCCGAUGUUAGCAAUAAAAACUGUCAUCAGGACUGCUGAAGGAUACCGUGGCCCAGUGCCCCUUUGGUCCACAAGGGAUACUAAAGUCAGGUGUCCGUGGAAUACAAGAUGCGACGCGAGACUGGUUUUGUUCCAAGAUGGUCAAGAGGUGGAUAACAAGAAACUGAUCAUCCAGUGCACAAAACAGUGGACUGCAGCAAUGGGCUGAAGUUCUGUUCUUCCAGCAACUUUACUUCUAGUUGGGCAGCCUGUCUGCAGCAGAGCACUACUGACUGUCACCCUUCCAAAGAAGAUGUUAAUUCUGCAAUUCAAGCAAUGAUGCCAGCUACAUAGUACAUGCGGUGGUCACUUAAAAUGUAAAGUGUAAAAUGAGAUCUAACUUAUAGUCUUCUAUUGAUUGAUUUUACCAGAUUCCUAUGCGUUAGAUACUGUAUAUGACUUGAAGUAAUGAAUUAUUGUGUAGAAAGUAUUUGUAAGUAGGUGCUGUAUUUCAUCAUGAGAAAAGUUGCAUCAUUAAGUAAAGUCGGUUAAACGCUUGUUGUUCUUAUAUAUUACAAUUGAAAUUUUAAUUUUCGUUGAUAUUUUUUAUCAUACCAGAGUUUCUCGAAAGUAGACUGUGGUUAGAUAAGAUGUUAUGAUUUUACAUUAGUUUGUAAAUCGCUGAUUCCAUUACAUUACAUAUUGCUCGAACUGAUCCAGAUCUUUGGAGAGGUCUAACAGAAGUCUAAAUAUUCAAUUAGUAGACUUGAUUUGAAUUUAUGACAUCGAUUAAUACAAAUUUAAGACUUGCCAAGACCUUAUUCAGAAGGUUUAAGUUUAAUGUGUUCUUAUAUCAGUUUACUUUCAUAAUUUUAUUGUUUUUUUUAUCGUUUAGUUCCAGAUUGAUUCUUUAAGUAAAACCUUUGUGACUGGGUUUCUUUUGUAAAGAUUAACUGAUAGGUUAAGUGUAAUUUUGUCACGUUUUCUUCAAACGUUUCCUCUUGUGUCAAGUCGUUUAGCAAAUAAUGUGUAAACAUUCCUGGACUUUUAAAGUAUUUAUUGUUUUUUAUAAAGAUUUUAAGCAAACGUCAUUUUCCAUUGCUGGAUCCCUGUAUACCUGUGGUAUUAUUCAUCCGUUAAACAUACUUUAAAAUUAAGUGAGUAUUCACUUUGAUAUCAACAAAGUACUUUGCUCCCAAAUAAUCCAAUCGUCUAACUACAAUACAGGUUUCUGCAGAACUUCAAAACAUAAUUUCAUCACCAUUAGCAAGCAGUUAAUUUUGAAUAACAUUCGUCUAGGCGUCAGUGAAGAUACUAACAUCAUUUCAUUUUUAAUUAAAGUAGAAAUCAUCUUUUACCCUGAAUCCCCUUCCCCCUAAACACAAAGCCGUUAUUAACUUAUGAAAUACUGUAAUUAAGGUUUUUUUAGAUUAUUUCUCAUCUUUCGUUUUAAUCAUAUCUGGUUAAAAUUUCCAAAUGAUAUUUUUCAGCAAACUUUUGCUCUUGGAGUUGUCUAUAAAUGAAAAAAGUUCAAAGGAUCUUCCAAACCAUGAUCACAAACAACCUUCAUUUUCAUGUCAUAUACAUAAGGAGAUAUAAUGACAAUGAUACUCUCUUAACAUGGCUAGCAACUGAUGGAUUUCAUACAAAUGGUAAAAGCUGAUACUUUACCACCACAAGAUGUUCAAAUUACAAACUCUAAUUUUCGCUUCUGGAGUCUUAGUUCAUGACAAUGUUCAAACCAUGAGAAUUUUGUAUGGUACUCUACUCAACCAUGACAAUCAUAAUUUUCCUUCAUUAGAAAUAUACAGUCCAACUCUAGCAGCAGGAGAGUUGAAAAUCUUCCAAUAUAUCCAAAACAAUCUUCAUUUCUCUAUUUGCCCCACCAAAACCAAGAGUUGCUUCAAUUAGCAAUUGAUCAAGUUUUGUGCCUUCCUUUUACAUUUAAGUGAAAAUGUAGGGUGGAGAGUUUAAUGUUUACUUCAGGCGUGAGCAAAUGUACCACAUGUUGUACCCAUUAGAUUAUAAAGUAAGUUUUAAACUAAUUGGACUUAUGGGAGAAUGAUAUUCCUUCAUGUAUUUCUCUAACACUAACCACGUUGUUAAGUAACUGUUCCACAUUUAUAUAUGUUAACUGAUGUUGACAUUUUUGUUUUUCACAAAAUGUAAGAGUUACAAUACACCACCUAUUAAAUUUGUUUACAUAAGUCCUCUAUGUAGAUGUCCACUAACCACACUGCACAUUUAGGAACUCGUAAAGGCCGGCCUUCUUUUCUAUGCCUUGUUGUAGUGGCCAUUCUCCAAUCACCGCUACUGUAUUCAGAUAAUAAAUUAAACUAGAUUUUUCAUAAUACCCUUGUAAAGGUAUAAGUAGAAAGCUGUAAAAGAAUGUAAAUUUCCUAAUAUUCAGAAAAUGUUUUAAUCCAAAGAGAGUCAUUAAAUGCUCACUGUUUUGCUCCCUCCCAUAUUUCUGGUCUUAAUCUAUUUGCAUUAAAUCUUUGGCAACAUAGGUCAUAAACGAGGAACUUUUCAUGUUCCUUGUGACCUUUGUGUGAGUUUGCAAGACAAUAAUGGUUCUACAAAGGUCAUUUUAGCUUUGCUUGGACAAAUUGUAAUGUAACUUUUUAAAUUCAAAUUUGUUUCAUUAAAUUUUGACCUGACGACUAUAAAUUUAUCUAUUUUAAGUAUAUCGCACCAGACAUGAAUAUUAAACUUUUAAA